AUUCCACCAAGAAAAUUAAGGAUGUCUUAGAAGAGUUCCAUGGCAGUGGAGUGCUAGCAAAAUAUAAUCCUGAAGGGAAACAAGAUAUACUUAACCAAACAAUUGAUUUAGAGGGAUUCAGGCUGUUCAUGAAAACUUUUCUGGAGGCAGAGCUACCUGAUGACUUCAUUGAACAUCUUUUUACAUCAUUUAGCAACAAAAUCUCUCACUGCAGCCCUUUAAUAAAAAACAAACCCCAGCACCUCUCUGGAGUUAAGGUGUCUGAAGAGAGAUGGAAACAGAUGCCAGGUUUGAGACUUAACAAAGGUACCACUGCAUCCCGACCUCCUACUCCUGCCAACUUGCAGUUACCAGAUGCGAUCCAAUUGAAAGACAUUGUUUGCUAUUUGUCUCUGCUAGAAAGAGGAAGACCUGAAGAUAAACUAGAAUUUAUGUUUCGAUUAUAUGAUACAGAUGGGAAUGGAUUCCUGGAUAGUUCGGAGCUUGAAAAUAUCAUUGCUCAAAUGAUGCAUGUUGCGGAAUACCUUGAAUGGGAUGUUACUGAACUGAGUCCAAUCCUCCAUGAAAUGAUGGAAGAAAUUGACUAUGAUCAUGAUGGCACUGUGUCUCUAGAAGAGUGGAUCCAAGGGGGAAUGACAACAAUCCCGCUCUUGGUGCUUCUUGGAUUAGAGAAUAAUGUGAAAGAUGAUGGGCAGCAUGUAUGGAGGCUGAAACACUUUAACAAGCCUGCCUACUGUAAUCUUUGUUUGAACAUGCUAAUAGGAGUCGGCAAGCAAGGUCUCUGCUGUUCUUUUUGCAAGUAUACAGUCCAUGAACGCUGUGUCUCAAGAGCUCCUGCUUCUUGCAUCAAAACCUAUGUGAAGUCUAAAAAGAACACGGAUGUAAUGCACCAUUUCUGGGUAGAAGGAAAUUGUCCAACAAAAUGUGAUAAGUGUCACAAAACUAUAAAAUGUUACCAAGGCUUGACUGGACUUCACUGUGUUUGGUGUCAGAUCACAUUACAUAAUAAAUGUGCUUCACAUCUAAAACCUGAAUGUGACUGUGGACCUCUGAAGGAUCAUAUUUUACCACCCACAUCAAUUUGCCCAGUAGUAUUGACGCUUCCCACUUUAGGAGGUUUACUCCCUGAGGAAAGACAGGCAACAGUGAAAAAAGAGAAGAGUUGUCCCCAGCAAAUGAACAAACUGGGAGAACGGAACAAAAUGCAAAGAGCAAAUUCAGUCACCGUAGAUGGACAAGGUCUUCAGAUCACUCCAGUUCCAGGCACUCAUCCACUUUUAGUUUUUGUCAAUCCUAAAAGUGGUGGGAAACAAGGCGAGAGAAUUUAUAGAAAAUUCCAAUACCUUUUAAAUCCUCGUCAAGUUUAUAGCCUUUCUGGAAAUGGACCAAUGCCAGGGUUAAAUUUUUUCCGAGAUGUUCCUGAAUUCAGAGUACUGGCAUGUGGCGGAGAUGGAACAGUGGGCUGGAUUUUGGAUUGCAUAGAGAAAGCAAACUUGCUUAAGCAUCCUCCAGUUGCUAUCCUGCCUCUUGGGACUGGCAAUGAUUUAGCAAGGUGUCUGAGAUGGGGAGGAGGUUAUGAAGGUGAGAAUUUGAUGAAGAUCUUAAAAGAUAUUGAGAACAGUACAGAAAUUUUGCUGGACAGAUGGAAAUUUGAAGUAACACCCAACGAUAAAGAUGAGAAGGGAGACCCAGUGCCUUACAACAUCAUCAAUAACUACUUUUCCAUUGGAGUGGAUGCUUCAAUUGCCCACAGAUUCCAUAUCAUGAGAGAAAAACAUCCAGAGAAGUUCAACAGUAGAAUGAAGAACAAAUUUUGGUAUUUUGAAUUUGGCACUUCAGAAACUUUCUCAGCCACCUGUAAGAAGCUGCAUGAAUCUGUAGAAAUAGAAUGUGAUGGAAUUCAGCUAGACUUAAUCAAUAUUUCUCUGGAAGGAAUUGCCAUUCUCAACAUCCCAAGCAUGCAUGGCGGGUCAAAUCUCUGGGGAGAGACAAAGAAAAGACGUAGCCAUCGCCGGACAGAAAAGAAGAGGUCAGAUAAAAGAACAACUGUCACAGAUGCCAAGGAAUUGAAGUUUGUAUGCCAAGACCUAAGUGACCAACUCAUGGAAGUUGUUGGUCUGGAAGGAGCUAUGGAGAUGGGUCAGAUAUACACAGGCCUGAAAAGUGCUGGAAGACGACUUGCCCAGUGCUCAUCUGUUGUCAUCAGGACCAGCAAGUCUCUGCCUAUGCAAAUAGAUGGGGAACCCUGGAUGCAGACCCCUUGCACAAUAAAAAUAACCCACAAGAACCAAGCACCCAUGCUGAUGGGACCACCUCCAAAAACUGGUCUUUUCUCUUCUAUCAUCAAAAGAACAAGGAACCACACCAAGGAAUAAGCCUACGUAGUUUAGUUUUUAGAAAAACAAUUAGCUGUGUUGGGCUUUGGCAUAUUUAUGCUGGAAAUCUUUCAAGAAUUUUAGGAUAUAUUCCACUUGCAAAAUCAUGGAUUUUUGUUUAUUAGUUUCUGUGACUGAGCUGAUGUAAAACUAUGCUAUUAGAAAAAAAUAGUGUCACAGUUUUGUAGGCAUUUUGCAUGAAGAAAGCAGAUGUUUACAUAAAGUGAUACAGCAUAUUUUUUGUUGCAUGCGUUACCAUUUACUAAUUUAUGGGAUAAUUUUGCCAUGGAAUAUGGAAAGAGAAUGCCAUGGAUAAUUUGAUUUUCUCUCUAUAAUUCCAUUUAAUUUUUUUUUUCUGCUGCAAAGAUCAUAUGCCAUGUUUUCAAUAGUAUUUCUUGGACAAGCAUCUUCAGGUCAGUAACUGAUUGGACCUAUUUAGAGUAAAGUUUAUUACAGAUCUCAUUAAUCUGUACUUUUAGUUUAACAAUUUUUUUCUACACUGGGAUUAUUUUUCUUCAGCUAAGUAUUAAAAUCAUAUAUCUUAUUCUGCUAUGUCAUAUGUAUAUGAGUAACUGUACCUACAGAAAACACCUAACUGAACUCCCUUGUGUGCAGUAUUCACAUGACCAUGAUUACUCCUGUGAAGGCUUUUUCAAGAGUGGAAUCCAAAAACAAGUUUGAGCAAAAGCUACAUUGCUAAGGAGAUCAUGUGAAGCAUGAAGAUAGUGAUACUUGCAAAAUUCAUCAUUGGUACUUUUUGCUGAAACACUAAAAUAAUUGUAACGAGCAAUAAAUCUCUGUGACAUGAAAAACUUUAAAUCAUUCUGCAUAUUGACCAAUAUUACAGUGUAUAUGCACACAAAUAACCAAAGCUCAUGCCUAAUAAAGUGCAUUUCCCACCAAAGAUUUAGUGAAGGAUACUUCAGAGAAAUGGGUUAAUGCAUAAUUAAUCAAGCUCACUGAAGUAGACUCACUUCUGAAAAUUUACAGUUCUUUUGAUUACCUUGGCAAUGUCCAGACAAAUGCUAGCAUAGGAAAAACAUUAAAUUAAUUGCAUAUAAUGCUUACUUUUUAUUUGUUUCAUAAGUUGGUAGGCAUAGACACAUACUGAAAAGUUAAAGUGAUAUCUAAUUUUGUUGUCAUUAUUAUUUAUAAAUUUAUACUAUCCAUAAUUUACUCAUCCUCUAAAUUAGUCUCUCAAGAGAAAGAUAAACUGCUGCCUAGUCCACUUCUAUAGUCUGCUGCCUGGGAUCAAAGCAUUUCUUCUCAUAGAGAUUUGGGGGGCAGUUGUUCAGGUUUUGCUUUCCUAGACCUCUGAGAGAUUUCCUAACAACACAGAAAUCAUACUACAGAUAUUUGUCUGAGGUUUGCACAGCACUGUUUAAUGUUGAAAGGGAAUCCAAGAAUGGCAACUUUUUUUCAAUUUUGCAUAUAAACAUACAACCUCAAUAAAAACUUUUUGUGCGGUCUUGACAUUAACCUUGGUUUAGAAAGACCUACUCAUCAUCUCUGCAUGUCUUAAGUUCUCAGAGAUUUCAUCAAAACAACAGAAAAAGAUACAACUUUGCUUGAAAUGCAUGAUUUAUCAGUUUUCUCAUGCUUUUAUCUAGACUUUAAAGUGUUAAUGAUUUAUUAAAUCUAUUUUUCUAUUGACUCAUUCAUCCAUUAAAAAAUAGUAUUUCAUCAUUCUAUAGUGCACGGUACUGUGCAUGUAUUUAAAUACAGUUGUUGUCAUUUGUUCCUCAAUAUUCAGUAUUCAAAAAAAUCUUAAUUUAUAUAAUAGACACAGAAAUAAAAGUCAGUAUAUAGUUGGUAAGGAUUAUGUCUUUGAAAUAUACAGUCAGUGUUCUGUAAACAUUAGAAGGUAAAAAACAAUUAAUGUUGCAUUCAGCAUUAGGUAGAAAAAUACAAUGACAAUUAUUUGCUAUAAUUAAGAUCUUGUAAUUCCCCUUGUAAUAUUCCUUGUAAUAUUCCUUGUAAUAUUGGGUCCAGUGGUGUUUACAAUUACAGUUACUAUAGGAGAGAAAAUUUACUUUUCUUGGAUAAUGCACACACACAUAUACUCAGAAAAAAAGCAUUUGAUGGAGUUCUUAACUGUAAACACAUAUAAGUAUAGAGCGAAAGAGAUUUGCAUAAAGGAGAUUGCUGACAUAAUGUUACAUAAAGUGUACAUUGAUUUUAUGAAAUUAUGGUUAAAGGCGAUAAAUAUUUUCACAUAACUUGACAUAGGAUUUUCUACCAAUGCGCUCAAAUUUUGUGGCAAAAAUGUGUUUAAUGAUAAUAUAUCAUGUGCUCUCUAUAAUUAUCUCAUGAACAUUGUAUCUCUGAAAAUAAAUAAAAAGAAAUAUCAGCUAUUCUUUAA
This is a messenger RNA of Nothoprocta perdicaria, 4737 nucleotides long. It is a transcript of the gene DGKB, whose product is annotated as diacylglycerol kinase beta. The record is from RefSeq and is a predicted model, not a curated record. Gene Ontology annotation, cellular component: plasma membrane. The transcript has 25 exons. The annotation marks the transcript as partial. Gene Ontology annotation, biological process: lipid phosphorylation; diacylglycerol metabolic process; intracellular signal transduction. Gene Ontology annotation, molecular function: calcium ion binding; ATP-dependent diacylglycerol kinase activity. Lineage: Eukaryota; Metazoa; Chordata; Aves; Tinamiformes; Tinamidae.